CAAAACAUCACAUGUGUCGAAAACCAGCCGUGGAUAGACAGAGGGUGUGACUCCGCCUUUUGAUCAAAGACCAUCCUCCUCCCUUUUGUCUUUUCUUCAGUUUGUUAACUCCUCUAAAAGCCGCGUGGACUUCGGGCGAGCCGCUCAAACCUUUUGGCUGGCCUUCAUUUCAUUUCGUGGGAUUUUGGCGCAUCCGGACUGACCCGGUCCAAAAACAAGAAUAAACUUUCCCUUCCUUUCUCAGAAGUUGUGUUUCAUGGAGUCUUUGUGGAACUCAUUUAUUGACAACACAGCAGCGAGGUCUGGGGCCAUAUCAUUGCACCAUCAUAACAAAGUUACUACAUGAUGAGCAGCCAGUCGAUGCACACAGUUGUUGACCCAUUGUUUCGAAGCAAGAUGCCAUUAUUCGACGGGACCAUAGCACCCACAGGACUGUCGAAACCACCAAAUAUGUCUGGUUUACUGGGUAAGCAGAUACUGCAGUACGGCGGGGCUUACUUCACGUACGAUCCCAGAGGAAAGGACGGAGCAGGAUUUACCCCUCCUUGGAGCAACUCAAAGCCCUCUCUGCUGGAUGGCAGAAGUCCUGUGAGUCACCUCUCUGGCAUGGAAGGUCAAAACCACAUCAUUUACAGGCAAGACAGCAAUUCUUCAGAGGAAGGCCAUUCUCAUCCUUUCUCUCUGCAUCACGCGCCAGCACAGGGCUUUAAGUUAUACUCUAAAAGUCCUGGGAUCAGCAGUCCCACAGCUACUGGGUCAGUGGUUGUUAGAAAACCAAAAAGUGGAGGUGAGAAUUCAUCUCUCCCAUCUGAAAACUCAGUUUACUUGGCGAUUCCUAAGCCACUUUAUGUGCAUAACCCCUGCUGUGAUGAACUGGGUUGUGUGAUAGGACAUCGAUAUGGUGUGGAACAUGGCUCUCAGAGGAUACCCAACACUGUAUAUAAGCAUGAUUGGAUGCAAACUGAUGCUCACUACACUGAAAGACCGCCCAUCCAGAGGACAGGACAAGAUGCACUGCUGCAACAGAGAGGUUUACAGUUUGAGCCCAGUGCAGAACAACUAAAGAGGGUGACUUUGGAGACAUACAGCCCAGGCAGAGCAAGGACUUUUCCUGCUAUGAUUGACCCAAAUUAUAGCAGUUACCCCUGCAGCCCGACUCGCACACUGUUUGGUUCUCUAAGUGAGCAGAGCCAGCGUUUACAAACUUCCCCCAGAGGCUACGCUAGCUUAUACCCCUCCCAUCCCACAUAUGAGCAUAUGACCUCAGAGGUUUAUCAGGAACAUUCUCCCAUGUCCAAAUAUGGCCAGCUAACACAGCACCCGAUGUUUUACUACUCCCAGGCCAAUGUGGAGGUAGAAAGCAGGACACAGUGUAAGCAGAGAGAAGAUGUGCCUGGUAUUCUCAAACACACAAUCUCAAACCCCCGGGAGCAUUACAUAUUGCCUCAGUCAAUUCAUGGUGAAAUGCCUUUGCCUAGUCCCGAAAUGUUGCCAAAUCAUGCCCUAAUGCGGGGUUUUGACUAUCCAUGUUAUGCAGUUCCAAGAUUUCAUUUAAAUGCGAGCCAAAUUAGAGCCCCCCUAAAAAUGCAACAUGAGUCGCAUAGCUUGCACUCUAAUCGCAUAAAUGUUUCCCCAUCGAGUCAAAACAUGGAGCACCUCAUGGCCUCUGCAACCAACCUACAUAAGGACAAACCAACCGCCAGCCUGCAUGUCGACGCAGGCUCUCACACCAACUCACCAUUCCGACGUGUGGACCAAAGCAGUCCUACCAGACGUGUAAGCCAAUCUGAUGUCUCACCUUCCAGCAUACAAAUGAACAGAUUUCUUCACCCACUCACCAUAGGCCGACCCGCCUUUUCACCAACUGGCUUGAACAUGGACAGAAUCCUGGACUAUUCCUCCUGUGAAGCCCAGGUUACGUGCCAGAAACAGCCCAAAAGCCUUCCCGUUUCCCCAGCGGCAUGGCUGCCCCGUUCACCGCGUCACAGUUCAGAUCAAAUCCACACAGCUGUACCUAAUAGUGCAAAUGUCCGAAAAAUUAUUUAUUCCCCUGCUGUUGCACCAGGAAACCAACACAAUGACCCUGUGUCCAGUUCAGGCACUGCUGCUCGAAAAAAGUUCCUGAAGAGAAGUAUUUCUCCCUCGUAUUCACCGAUCAAAAUAAAAGAUGAGGAUUUAUGUGGAGUGGAACUCGUUGCGAAACGACAAAGGGUGGAAAUGGAGAAUGUAGAAGUAGGAAUUAAAACUUACUCUCCUCCUAUGCCAGUUAUUGACAAUGUCUUCAGUCUGGCACCUUACCAAGCAUACCUGCAGGCCUCUGGAGUUUUGUUUCCAGGCAGAGUACCUCUGAGAACCAUCCACUCGCCUGAGCACCAUGAAGUCAAAACCAAGCCAGACAUCAAAGUGAAAAGGCCAGAGCAAGUUGAACAGCAGCCUGUUGUCUGUCUGGUUUAUAAAAAACGGUGUGCAGAUACUCCAACAGAGAAGCCUGAAGGAGAAACAUUUGAACCCAAAACUAUUAAAGUGGAAAAAGUAGACCCAUCAGACACAGAGGACUCCGUAAAAACUCCUGUAAGUCAGAGGGACUGCAACAAAAUAACAAUUAAAAAAGAGCCUGAAGAAACUGGUUCACCCAACAUUGGGCCCAUGUUGCUGAUAAAGAAAUGUGAACCUGAUGAACUUGAAAGUAAACCCUUAGAAGAUGAAAGUCAGACUUCACAUGAGUCCAAACCUGAUGAGGUGACUGCACAGAUAAACUCAUCUUCUCAAGGUGAUGUGUGCAUGCAACCCAAACCAAUCUCUGAGAUCAAAAAAGAUUUCAAAAACAUUCCUCUCCAGUGUCUGAAACUCUCCACCUACAAUAUAAUUCUCCACGAUACGAAGCAUUCUCGCACUGCUCGACCUCCAAAACAAGAACUCCAAGUGCCAGUCCGCAAGCACUUCUUUGAGUUGCACCAUUCUUUCUGCAAGCUAAUAUCCAAUUGUGUGUUGGCCUCCUCAGAGCGGGAGCUCAGAACCUGGUUGUCUCGGUUGGAACUGACCGACACGACAUCUCCUUCAACCAAAGUCCAGAAAGUGUCCUGUUUGUUGGGGGUAAAAGCCAGAGAGGUGUGUCUCAAUGAGGCGAUGAAGUCAGCGCUUCGUCAUGUCCUGGAGAGGUUGAGAGAGUACACAGCCCAGGAGCACUGUCCUUUUCCACACGUCAUGCGGACGGGGGCAGUGUUCCUCCCCAUGCUGGUGGUGAAGCAGCUGCUCUUUCCAACGGUCCAGGGCAGCUUCAUCGACCAAGUCCUUCAGGAGCACAGAGUGGAGCUGCGGCCCACUACGCUCUCAGAAGAAAAGAUCCUCAUCCAGCUUCACAAACAAGCCUGUUCCUCCAGGCUCCGGAGACUGAUGUCCCUCAAACACCUGCCUGACAUCUACGCCGAUGUGGUCAACCUGUUGUAUUACGCCUGUGUCUGCAAACAUCUGGAAUCAACUUCACCUGAUGUCCAAAAGAGAGUUCAGGAUUAGAUAUGGAGGAUCCGGCUGACGGAGAGAACGAUGAAGGUUGUGAGGAGACUAUCAGGACUCCUGCAUUUUCAGACGCCACUGCCUCACAAGCCUCACCCUCGGAGUCACUCCCACAGAGACUUCCCAAUGACCAGGAAACAAUAUCAGAUUUGAACAUGAAUACAACAAAAAGCAGGAUAAAGAGCAGUUCGAGGCGAAUGUUUCUGGACAACAGUUUGUCAGAUGAGGAAGAGACGGAUGAUACAGAGAAGUCCUUAAGUGGAGGUGUGCUGAAUGCCUUUGAGAGAAACUGGAGUGGCCAUCAGUGUGAAGGGACUGGAGGGAGUGACUGUAUGGUUGCAGAGCAGGAUUCUUCACCAAUCACAACACAUGAAAAUUCAUGGAUGUGUCCUUUAACCGUGGACAAGCUUCCUCCAUCUCCCACUGACAAGGAGACAGACACAGAAGAAUACUCCAGUCUGCAGCCUGUUAGAGCCAAGUCUCCAGUUGGAUCCAAAAGAUGUUCAGGUGUGGUUCUCAAACUGCGGAAGAUGUUUAGCAAAGGUCUAAACAGAAAAAAGGCCUGCUACCAAGCAAUCUCAGACUCUGGGACAUUUGCGGAUCCUUCCCUCGCCCAGACGAAUGAUGGGGCGGGAGAAGUGAGCAGCGAGAGGGACCAUCACAGGAGGAAACCCAAAGUAACCCACAGGUGGCAGAGAACAGGAAGCUUCUGUCACGCAUUAAGGCCCCUGAGCAGCUCUUCUAAAAGGAAACACAGAUCACUCUCUAAGAUCAAAUACGGUCCCUACUUGACUGCCUGCCACAGCGCUAAACACAGGAGGCGAUGGGUCCUGCGUUCGGCUGUACAGAGGGCCAUGAGGUUCUACUACCCAGACCUGGUGGGAAAGAGGAUUCGCCAUUUGUAUGAAGAAGACGACAAAUCAGAAGUGUGGUACAGAGGGGAAGUGCUGCGUGUCCACGAGGCCCACACUAACCCCCUAAAGACUAUAUUUGAGGUCAGGUAUGACAGCGAGCCAGAGUGGAAGUACUACCUAGAGCUACUCAUAGACUAUAAAAAAGGCUGGCUCAAAAUUGAAGACUGACAUUUGUGUGGGAAAACUAAAGUGUGAGUUUUGCUUUUGGUCACCUGACAAUGUAAUCACUGUUCUUUAUUAGUUCACAUUUUUUUACUUGCCAACAAAAGGCUGAGCCCUAAAUAUCUGUUUGGCCUCCUCAGGAAUGAUGUUGGACUGAAUAUUUUUUUGGAAUAAGGUAAUUCAUUGACUUCUUUGUUUUAAGCGCUUACCUUUUUGACAAACAUCCAUUACUUUUCUCAUUUAUGCACAUUAAAUUGUGGUUAUGUGAAAUAAAUGCUACAACCUUGCUUAAUUUAAAAACUGCUGCAAAAAAUAUUCAAGUGUCCCUUUUUUAAACUUUUUAAUUGUAAGUAACCAUAAAGUUUGGUAUUUGUCAUUAUCCCAAUUUUGUUAAUUGUAUUUGAGUGAAGUUAUGGACUCUACAUAGUUUUUCUAUUUUAAUUUAGCUAGUAAAAAGACAUGAAGACUUUUAUAAAAGGGUCAAACAGCGCUAGCCACAUGUAUGUAGGUUUACAUUAAUAGUGUCAGUUGUGUACAGCAUUAUAGCAAGGACUGAUUUUCCCACUGAUUGUAGUAAGUGGGUGUUGUGUGUAACUGAAGCUGUGCAGGCACUAAUGUAGUUCUGUACUGAGCUUCUCAACAGGUGUUUAAUGACACCCAGGAUGAGACGUCCCAAUAAAAUUGUUUUAAUCACUGAACCUUAAGACUUUUCCCUCAAAUGCUAUUUUAAAUUUGUAUAAUUGUCUUAAACUUUCAGAUAAAAUGGUUUAAAACUUUACUCAAUGUCUUAAAUAAAUGUUUGUAUUAUU
Cottoperca gobio is the source of this 5398-nucleotide messenger RNA. It is a transcript of the gene prmt2ip, whose product is annotated as chromosome 6 C15orf39 homolog. The coding region runs from base 343 to 3513 and encodes 1056 amino acids. The record is from RefSeq and is a predicted model, not a curated record. The transcript is spliced from 4 exons. NCBI's taxonomy places the organism in Eukaryota, Metazoa, Chordata, Actinopteri, Perciformes, Bovichtidae.